Molecule: messenger RNA, 830 nt
Organism: Tuber melanosporum (Perigord truffle)
Lineage: Eukaryota; Fungi; Ascomycota; Pezizomycetes; Pezizales; Tuberaceae
Product: mitochondrial 54S ribosomal protein YmL31
Exons: 2
Coding region: 1-300 (99 amino acids)
Cellular component (GO): mitochondrial large ribosomal subunit
Molecular function (GO): structural constituent of ribosome
Source: RefSeq, a predicted model, not a curated record
AUGCUAACCCCACCAAGGAAAUCACCCUGGCGCCUCUCCUCCGGCCAAAAAUACCGCCAUCGACAGCGCCUCCGCCGCGUAGACAGAACAGUAGACGUGGUGUACAAGGCGUUAGCAAAGCGGGGCAUGACAGCGGCAGCUGUGGAGCGCUGGAAGAGCGAGAUGCCGACGGAGGCGGAGAUGAAGCCUCGGGAUAAGUACACCAUGUUUGAUCCUAAGCAGAGGAGUUAUAGGAAGGGAGUUCAUAAAUUGCCAAAGUGGACGAGGAUGAGCCAGAGGGUUAAUCCCCCCGGGUUUUAGACGGGGCUUUCGGGAGAGGAUAGCAGUGACGGGGGGAAGGGGGGGGAGAGGGGCAUGCGCGUGUGCCGGCAUUCGACAAUAUGCGUGACUUCACUCUCACUCUCACAUCUGUCCUAAAGAAAAGAAAGCGGCGACGACCCAGUCCAGUCCAUUCCACUCUCGCCCCUCUCUACUUGUGAUACGCUUCUUAUUUUUUACCUCGAAUCCCAACGUCCUACCCCAAACCCCACAAAAUCGCGAUACCAACUCCUGCCACGAAGUGGCUGCGCUACACAUGCGGAGUUCCCCCCUCCCCCCCGGUUAGUUAACUUACCUGCAAAGCGUAUUCUAUUCUCUCCCGACUACUCCACUAUACGAAGCACUUGCACCAGCACUUCAUCAGGAUAAUACCCCCACCCCCACUCCCACUCCCACCCCCCACCCCACCCCUUUUCCUUCAUUCCUUAUGCGGCGAUCUAUGUCAUGUCGAGUUUGUAGAGCAGAUAUUGCCUGUUUCGAUAGAUGAAUAGAUGAGUUUGUACGACACCACA